Molecule: messenger RNA, 1050 nt
Organism: Blumeria graminis f. sp. triticale
Lineage: Eukaryota; Fungi; Ascomycota; Leotiomycetes; Helotiales; Erysiphaceae
Source: the annotation of a GenBank genome assembly
AUGAUUGCCAUAGGUUUAGAGGGCAGUGCCAAUAAACUAGGCGUCGGGAUAAUAUCUCACCCAGGACAAGGUCUACCGGCAAAGAUUUUGUCCAAUAUUCGACACACCUUCAUAUCGCCUCCGGGUGAAGGAUUUCUUCCCAAGGACACUGCAAAGCAUCAUAGAUCAUGGAUAGUCGGUUUGAUCAAGCAGGCAUUGACAGAAUCAGGAUUGAAGAUAAGUGAUAUAGACUGCAUUUGCUACACCAAAGGGCCAGGAAUGGGUGCACCUCUUCAAAGCGUGGCAAUAGCUGCUCGAACUCUCGCCAUGCUAUGGAACAUAGAACUAGUGGCUGUCAACCAUUGUGUUGGACAUAUAGAAAUGGGACGGGAAAUAACCGGCAGUCAGAAUCCUGUCGUCCUUUACGUCAGCGGUGGAAACACACAGAUCAUUGCGUAUGCGGAGCAACGCUACCGUAUUUUCGGUGAAGCCCUAGACAUUGCUGUUGGCAACUGCCUGGAUCGGUUUGCACGCACACUUGGAAUUAGUAAUGAUCCUGCACCUGGCUACAACAUUGAGCAACUCGCAAAGAAUGGCAAAGUUCUACUAGAUUUGCCUUAUACAGUAAAGGGUAUGGACUGCUCAUUUUCAGGAAUCUUAGCAUGUAUCGACCAGUUGGCCGUUGAAUUAAAAGCGACCUCUAAAAUUCGAUGCUGUACGGCUGAAGAAACCAUCACCACCGCAGAUCUCUGUUUCAGUUUACAAGAGACAAUAUUUGCAAUGUUGGUCGAAAUUACAGAGAGAGCAAUGGCCCAUGUUGGGUGCAGCGAAGUAUUAAUUGUGGGAGGGGUAGGCUGCAAUGAAAGAUUACAGGAAAUGAUGAAGAUAAUGGCCCAUGACAGAGGUGGUCAAGUGUUUGCGACUGAUGAGCGCUUUUGCAUUGAUAAUGGAAUAAUGAUAGCUCACGCGGGAUUAUUGGCCUACGGCACUGGAUUUAGAACUUCCAUCGAAGAAAGUACAUGUACUCAGCGCUUUCGUACGGACGAGGUCUUGAUCAAAUGGAGGACUUAA